UGGCUGUCACUGAAUUUUGGUGAUAACAAACACAACACAAUCGACCGCUAGCUCGGGCGUAUGAAAAGGACCGGUUUUCGUCUAAAUAUAAAGAGUAAUCGUGCAGCAGUUAAGAGUGCCAGGUUACCGCGUGCUCCAAAUAUUGCGUUCUUAUUGUUAUUACGAUUGGCAACAUGGCAAAUCCCAAACAGGAGAUCAAAUAUACCAAGCUUUUCAUCAACAAUCAGUUCGUUGACGCCAUGAGUGGCAAGACUUUCCCAACCGUCAAUCCGGCAACCGGUGAGAAGAUCAUUGAUGUAGCUGAGGGAGAUAAAGCGGACGUCGAAGUGGCUGUGCUGGCAGCAAAGGCUGCUUUUGUUCGAAGCUCUCCGUGGCGUCAGAUGGAUGCUUCCGCUCGUGGAAAAUUGCUAAAUAAGCUGGCCGAUUUAAUUGAACGAGACAUCAACACUCUCGCGAAUCUGGAGUCGUUGGACAACGGAAAAUCAUUUGCUGAUUCAGUAUUUGAUAUGAACUGUGCUGUAGACGUUUUUCGCUACUACGCUGGUUGGGCUGAUAAAGUUCAUGGAAGUACUGUUCCAUCCGAUGGACCUGUACUGACAUACAUUAGAAAGGAACCAGUUGGUGUUGUGGGGCAAAUAAUACCUUGGAACUAUCCAGUGUUGAUGGUGUCUUGGAAAUGGGCUCCAGCAUUGGCAGUUGGGUGCACCUUGGUACUAAAACCAGCAGAACAGACUCCACUAAGUGCUCUAUAUUUGGCCGCCUUAACUAAGGAAGCUGGCUUCCCUGACGGUGUGAUCAAUGUAGUAAAUGGUUAUGGACCAACAGUUGGAGCUGCUAUUGUGAAUAAUCCACAGAUAAGGAAGGUUGCAUUCACUGGAUCAGUAGAAACAGGUCGUAUUAUAAGCGAGGGCUCAUCGAAAACUAAUUUGAAACGUGUAUCACUUGAACUGGGUGGUAAAAGUCCCCUCGUUGUUUUUAACGAUGUGGAUUUGGAUGAAGCUGUUGAAAUUGCUCAUAAUGCUAUUUUUGCUAAUCAUGGACAGAACUGUUGUGCCGGAAGUCGCACGUUUGUACAUGAGGAGAUAUACGAUGGUUUUGUAGCGAAAGCAGCGGAAAUGGCGAAAGCACGAAAAGUUGGCAAUCCAUUUGCCGAGGGGACUCAACAGGGAGCUCAGGUCGAUGAAGAACAGUUCAAAAAGAUUUUAAGCUAUAUUGAGUCUGCCAAAAAAGAAGGCGCAAAAUUGCAAGCAGGAGGAAAGCGGUUUGGAGAUGUUGGUUAUUUUGUAGAGCCAACAGUAUUUUCCGAUGUUACAGAUUGCAUGACAAUCGCACGUGAAGAGAUUUUCGGGCCAGUACAAAGUAUUCUGAAAUUCAAAACAUUGGAUGAGGUGAUCGAGAGAGCGAACAAUACCGAAUAUGGUUUAGCAGCUGGCAUUUUGACCAAUAAUAUUAACAAUGCUUUAGUUUUCUCCAAUGCAGUAGAAGCCGGUUCAGUAUGGGUAAACUGUUAUGACUAUGUAAUGCCAACUACUCCCUUCGGUGGAUUCAAACAAUCAGGAUACGGUCGAGAAUUGGGAUACAGCGGAAUAGAAUUGUACACAGAAACUAAAACUGUAACAAUUAAAUUGCCCACAAAGGUUUGAAUGUGCUAAUGUACGAAAUGGUUUUUGAAACGCUCAAGUAAAAUCGUUUUCAAAUUU
Wyeomyia smithii (pitcher-plant mosquito) is the source of this 1700-nucleotide messenger RNA. RefSeq names its product aldehyde dehydrogenase X, mitochondrial-like. The transcript has 4 exons. NCBI's taxonomy places the organism in Eukaryota, Metazoa, Arthropoda, Insecta, Diptera, Culicidae. The record is from RefSeq and is a predicted model, not a curated record. The coding region runs from base 174 to 1643 and encodes 489 amino acids. Gene Ontology annotation, molecular function: aldehyde dehydrogenase (NAD+) activity.